GCAGAAAAAUAUGGCAAAAGGAUGGCUUCAGAAAAAAAUGGCAAAAAUGUGGAGAUAUACACAGUUCCUACAUCCGAAUCCGUUCAAGAAAAGAAAAUUGAUAAUCGAAAGAAAUUCUGGCACAUUGACCAGGAAAUGCUGCCCUUUAAAGUGCAUUACUUCUUAUUCGUUGGAGCUUUUGGUGCUUGCUUGCCAUACAUAACCAUCUUCGCCCAAAAGAGAGUCGGUAUUUCAGCUUCUGCACUUUCUGCCAUUUUGACGACUCAGCGAUGCAUCUUCAUCUUCACCAAACCAUCGAUUGGAUAUGUCUCCGACUACUUCAACAAACUGAAGGCCAUCAUUUUCACUCUGUCAGUGGUGACUAGUGUCUUCUUUUUUCUGCUUUUAGUUGUUCCAAAAAUUGAAAACGGAGCAACAAGUGCAAAUCGGGACCAUGCCGUUAACAACAAUACUCGCUAUGAAUUUCUUAACAUUUCUGAUGCUUACAUCGUAUGUCAAUAUCAGCAAAAUAACAGCCUCGUGUCAAUAUAUUUUAACAAAAGCAAAUAUGAAGAUAUGUGCAGUCAAUCGCUCCAGUAUUUGUCAGGCUUUCUUUAUGAGUGCUCUGAAAAUAAAACGAAUGGUACUGAAAUUGUAGACAAUAAUGCUGAACACAGCAUAAUUUUGGACAAAGGAUUAGAAACCAUAACUCCAUUACCUAAUUCUCUCUCGUGCAAAAUAUGCUGUAGGCCAAAUGACAAAUGUCAGAGCAUUUCAUGUGAAGUUAGUACAACAGAAAUUCCUAUUGAAACAAAGCCUGUAAGUGAUUUCCAAAAGUAUCAGUUUUGGUGCUUUGCACUGCUUACAACAAUUAGUAUGGCAUGUGCAAAUAGCCUUUUCACCCUUACUGAUACAGCUUGCUGCGAAAGUGUACAAAAAACAGGUGGUGAAUUUGGUCGCCAAAGACUUUGGGGUGCUAUAGGAUGGGGCCUAUUGUCUCCUGUAGGUGGACUUCUUAACGAUUACACAGGUGACUUCCUAGCUUCAUGGAUUCUGAUGGCAAUCAUGUCAUUCCUAUCGUUACUGAACAUGACAAAGCUAGAAAUGGCAAAACCUAAGUUUUCAAAAAAUCUUAUGAAAGAUGUCGGAACCGUUUUGUCAUCAAAAGAAUUCCUUGCUUUCAAAUUCUGCGUGCUGAUGAACGGCGUUGGAACUGGGAUUAUGUGGUUCUACUUAGUCUUGUUCUUGACGGACAUUGGUGGCAGUCGCUUCCUUUGCGGUAUGGUGAUGUUUGUCCAGUGCUUCUUUGGGGAAAUUCCAUUCAUGUUCUAUUCCGCAUGGUUUAUUAAGAAGAUUGGUCACUUCAAUGUCCUAACAUUGGCUCUGACAGCGUAUAGUGUUCGGUUCUUAUGGUAUAGCCAAUUGCAGAAUCCUUGGUUCGUUCUUCCUGCAGAAGUGCUCCAUGGAUUCACGUAUGGAUUAUUUUAUACUAACGUGGCUUCUUUUGCCAAACUUAGUGCUAAACCUGGAACUGAAGCUACAACUCAAGCAGUGCUAUUUACAGCUCACGAAGGACUAGGUGUUGGAAUUGGAUGCAUUAUUGCGGGACUUGGUUUUGAUUCGAUAGGUGGCCACAGGACGUUUUUAUAUACUAGCAUAUAUGCAGGCUGUGCAACGAUUUUAAGUAUAAUACUGCAUUUACUUAUUAGGAAACAAAAACGUUGCUUCAGUUUAACUCAGCAAUGAAUGUACAUUACUUAGAUGAAAAAAAAAUCUACCUCAUUUAUCACAAUUACCAUCGCUAUUAUC
Molecule: messenger RNA, 1788 nt
Organism: Argiope bruennichi
Lineage: Eukaryota; Metazoa; Arthropoda; Arachnida; Araneae; Araneidae
Product: major facilitator superfamily domain-containing protein 6-like
Exons: 4
Coding region: 22-1725 (567 amino acids)
Cellular component (GO): membrane
Source: RefSeq, a predicted model, not a curated record